Molecule: messenger RNA, 3393 nt
Organism: Postia placenta MAD-698-R-SB12
Lineage: Eukaryota; Fungi; Basidiomycota; Agaricomycetes; Polyporales; Adustoporiaceae
Exons: 14
Coding region: 1-3240 (1079 amino acids)
Source: RefSeq, a predicted model, not a curated record
AUGGCUGAGAGUGGCGCGACUACAGCGAUCAAGAACGCUGUUGGCGGGUUUGCCGAGACUCUUCCUGUGCUCAUGAAGGCCUUGGACGAAAUUGGCAAAAUUCAUCCUGUCAUUCAAGGUUCGAUUCUCGCGCAUGAACUAUCGGGUGGGCUCAAAAACGUCAAAGAUGAAGCGGUGACUGCACCUGACGGCGUUACCAUUGAGGCCAGGCUGCAAGGACUCAUGAAGCAGACAGCAGGCGAUAUCCAGUCCUGCGGGAACGUGUGUGAUGCGUACUCAAAGAUGUCGCUGCUUGCGAAAGUGCUCAAAGGUCCUCUCUGGGAGGGCACAUUUGCAAGCUUCGUCUCCAAGUUCUCGCAGCGGCGGGAUGACAUUGAAUUUGCGCUGUCCAUCCAUAUCGCUGGCAAAGUUGACGGGCUGCAUGAAAAGGUGGACGACCUAGCACAGAUCGUCGAGCGAAAGACAGAUAUGAUCAUAGAGUUCUUGAAGAACUAUAUCCCCCCAGAACACAAGGAGGUGUACGAGCAAAUUGAUCGCAGAGGGGGUCGCGAAGCUGUCCUCAAGAACGACGACGCGUUGCAGUCACUCGUAUCCGCUGAAUUAGAAACCAACUCAAGCAGACCCAGCAAUCAAGCCACAGCGCUUGCACGAAAUAUGAAGCAUGAACUGGAGAGCCAGCUGAUCGACCCCACGUUCCAGAUUCAGAAGAACAACCAGUCCUUCGACAGGAAAUUCGAGAUGCAGCAGAGACAGAUCCUCGAAGGCGUGGGCGAGAUUGUACACCGCGAGAGCGACCGCGUCAUCGAAUCAGUCACUUCCGGGCCACAUGACAGAAUUUUGGACAAAGACUUGCAUCAGAUAUGGAAAGAUAUGGGAUGGCGCGGAAGUGUUAAAGCGCGGCACUUUGUGUUGGCGUUAAGGGAUUAUGAGCAGGAGAGAAGAGAAGAGAAGCUGAGGAAAGAAGCUACAUUUCAAGUUGCACCUACUUUCGAUCCCGACGCUUGGGCUUUCGACUGGAUCACGGUGAAACGGCUGCAGGCGAUUACGGAGGCUCUAGACGACGACGCCUCAGGCUUCAUUACCGUGACAGAGGCCAACAACUUCACCAGCUCGAGACCUGCGGAUUGGAGCCUGCCUCAUUGGCUGGCAUACUGGGCAAUAGGCUGGCAGAUUUCAGCAACAAUCUACCGGGACAAGAUCCACGAAAUCUUUGAGAAGAUGUUUGCGAUUCGGCCACACCUCCACGAAGCUAACGUGUUGAUGAUCGACAGUUAUCUCAGCGAAAUCUGGGCGAAACUGCUGGAACGAUUCCAGAGCUACAUUGACGCAGAAGAAGAACGUCUCAAGAAGAACCUCGAAGCCAUCAAAUAUCAUGUCGACGAUUCGACUAGCCUUGCGCUUGUCACGGGUCCUGGGCGGAUCGAAAAGUACUUGUUCCCGCUCAUUUAUCUCCUACUGAAGCACGACUACGCGGUCUUUUGUAUAGGGCGCAAGGAAAUUGUCAAUGAACGUCACAAUAUAGAUGCCUCCGAUAGUCAGUGGACCAUCAACCAGGCUGUCUGUGAUCGUAUCGACGACAUGAAAGCGUCUCUCAAGCACCAGAGGCUGAACCUCGCACAUCACUUCGAGCAUGCCUACAGUAAAGUGUAUCAUUUGAUGUACUUGGCGAUAGAAGACCCCGAAUCUCCUCUGCCCCUCAAGACGAUUCAAACAUUUCCUUACAAAGCUGUUACCUAUGACGAUACUAAAGAGGACAAGGACGCUCCCACAGCGGAGACCGUGCUCUUCUACGCAUAUGACCAAUCUCAGUUGAGCGCAGGGGCAGAGGCAAUGGAAGAUAUUGCGACUGACGAGGAUCGGAAAGCUACCGGACACCUCAAGAACAUUCUUGGCCACUGGACCGGCUAUCACUACACGGACACCAAAUAUCCGUUCUCGGUCCCGUUCACCGUAUUCUUUCAUACGCUGAACGCGGAGAGCACUCAAUACGAAGCCCUCGUCCAUGCCCCAGACUCGCAAGUGGAGUUCAAGGUGGCUGGGGACAUCGUCACAGAGGCAGACGGCAAAGUGACAUAUCAAUUCCGCUUCAUCAUACCCGUCCAUGGGAUGACGGUAGACUAUGAUGGAACACUCAACGAAGACGGUAGCAUGCUGUCUGGAAGAUGGGGCCCCGACGGUACCCGUCCAGCGUCAUUCUUUUUCUCAAAAAUGCCUGAGCAAGUGCUAAUUUGCCGGCCCUCGCCAAUGGAACUGCAAACCAACAGGAUUCGAGCGCUUUGGCGUUUUGCGCUGACGGCAGUACAAGAGCAGGUUGCACGGCGUCGAUUUACGUGGAAGUUCCUGGCGAAACGCCGAGAUGUCCGUCGUCGCUACGUGGACUUGGCGUUACGGACACAUCUUGGGCGCCCGCUCAACGAGGCAGAAGACGAGGAACGACGGAAAUGCUUGGGCCUGCUGAGCCCGCUAGACGCACUCAUCGCUCAUCACCUUAUGGGCCUGCGCAAGCGCACGAUCUGCAUCCACAAGAAUAUAGCCUGCGAUUCGUGCGAGGACGACGAUCGUGAUAUAAUAGACGGGCGCAUCGUUUGCCUCACCUGCGGCAAGGACGGUGGUGAGUCGGUCGACCUGUGCGAGGACUGCAUCGACACAGAGGUGGACUGUACGAAGCGGCCCGAUCUGGCCGCGCCGCAUCUCCCGACGCACGACUUGUACAAGCUGCGCUCGCUGGUGCAUCACCGCGAGUUUCGCCAGAUUGCGUCCAUGGCGCGCGACGCGCUGGAGAGGGCGCGGACGGCCUUCAAGGACGCGCAGGACGUCGCGCAUGAGCAAACGGAGGAGGGUGGGACGGGAGAGACGGAGGACCACUUGACCAAGAUUGUUCAGGAGGACUUGACGUGCGUCAAGUGCAAGGAACGCGUCACUCAGCCAUGCUGGUACUGCAUCGUCUGCGAAGAUGCGGUCUUCGUGUGCAUGAAGUGCGAUACCGGAGGGGGCGUGUCGGAGGGCAAGCAUGCGAAAACACAUGGGCUUGUGCGGUGUCAAGAGGAGAUCGUCGAGACGGAGGUUCCCGCGGAGGAGAAGUUGGAGUCGAUGGUCACGAACAAAUUUGCAAAGGUCGACGGCCGGCUCGACGAGAUGGACACGAGGCUUCGGCAGGUCGAUGAGCGGCUUUCGCGAAUGGAGCUAUUGCUUCAAGCAAUCGCGUUGAAGAUGGGGGCGGGACAAGACGGAUCGUCGUGAUAAUAGGGCCGAUGGUCGUAUCGUGGUUUCCCUUCGCCACAGGAAUGGAGUUCUGACGGACAGAGACACUGAUUGCGUCGUUCACAAUACCUUCGGACGGAAUGUUUAUAUUUCAAGGCAUUAACUACUUUGUUCAUUCCUCAUAUAAGUAUA